UCGCACCUCAACCUGAUACGCGACGAUAUAUACGAUUUCGUUAUGACCAAGUCAAUAUCCUGGCUUUGUGCAUCCGCGGUCUUUAUAUUCUGAAUCUUACGGCAGACGCUGGUCUAUUGAUUCCGCACGUUGUGCAGCGCCGAUAUCAAGAAGUGAUUUUUAUUUAAAAACGAAGCGACGGCAGAUGGCAAAAGCGACCCUUGGAGCAAUAUGGAUGGCGGUGUGGGUGGCAGCCGCGAUCGCAGCCUCCCUCAGAGAUGUAUCUGUCGUAUUACCUGGGCGUGAAUUUUUCAAGGGGCUACCUGAAGAUGAACAACCGGACUUUCUAACUUUUGAACUAAGCCGCGGAUACACGGAAAAAUUUAUGGAAAAGAAAGGAAACAUGUUAUUCCGCGAUGAGGAAUUGGUGAUAAACUUUCCGGAGGACCUCGGCAUUCCGGAUGGACUAGUACAAAAGUUUGAGGCUCUGGAGGUGCCGCAAAAUUUCACGGAAAAUUUGUACGACCUGGUUAAAACGGAGUUCAAUCUUGACGAGCCGAGCAUCCGUACUUUGAUUCUGUCCCGUAGUGUGUGUUUGGUGAACGGGGUAUGCAUCGAUCUCGACGACAUAGGUUCGUUGUGUUGUCCAUUUUGAUUUUGAUUAAUCCUGAUCCUUGAAGUCGUUGUACGAAGUUUUCUUUAGAACCUCCGUGACUACUUAUAAUACAUAGAGUACUUAUUAUAUAUAUAUGAUUACGUUUUCUCGUUGGAUCAAUG
Messenger RNA from Neodiprion virginianus, 756 nucleotides. RefSeq lists its product as uncharacterized. Lineage: Eukaryota; Metazoa; Arthropoda; Insecta; Hymenoptera; Diprionidae. The record is from RefSeq and is a predicted model, not a curated record. The coding region runs from base 185 to 634 and encodes 149 amino acids. The transcript is spliced from 4 exons.